Molecule: messenger RNA, 3372 nt
Organism: Wickerhamiella sorbophila
Lineage: Eukaryota; Fungi; Ascomycota; Dipodascomycetes; Dipodascales; Trichomonascaceae
Product: Histidine protein kinase NIK1
Exons: 1
Coding region: 1-3372 (1123 amino acids)
Biological process (GO): cellular hyperosmotic response; phosphorelay signal transduction system; phosphorylation
Cellular component (GO): membrane
Molecular function (GO): phosphorelay sensor kinase activity
Source: RefSeq, a predicted model, not a curated record
AUGACGCGAUCGUACAAUGCCAAGGAACUAGCAAGGUCUAUUCAUUUCUAUAUCGAUACUGGAUACAGUGCGGAUUCCAACGUCUUCUCGGGCGUCCAUGAUAAGGAUCUGCAAAUUGCGCUGUCUCGUCUACAAUACCAAAUCAAGGGCGAGUUUUUGAAGAAACAAGAGUGGGAAAUGCUGUACAAACGUUUGGAACGCCAACAGGCGGAUAUUGACAAUCAAAUACACACCGCAAAUGACUUGGAAAUCAAGCUGAAUGAUGCUCAGGGCGUCGUAUCUCUAUUAACGUCCUCUAUGGCUACUGCAGACAAAAUGGAACCGAUGGACGUCGACACAUUGCGCAGCGAACUUCAAAAGGCUAGGUCCGCCAAUCUGGCUUUCCAGCGGGCCCUGGGUGAAAUUGGUGAAGUUGUAAUUGCCGUGGCGCAGGGUGAUUUGUCCAAGAAGGUCAUUGUGCACGGCCAGGAGCUGGACCCAGAUAUUUUCAAGUUCAAGAACACAAUCAAUACUAUGAUGGACCAACUGCAACGGUUCGCGUCCGAGGUCACCCGCGUGGCGACAGAAGUAGCAGGUGGCACCUUGGGUGGUCAAGCUGAAGGCGAUGGCACGCAAGGCGUUUGGCGUGAGCUCACCGAUAACGUCAAUGUCAUGGCUUCGAAUUUAACCGACCAGGUACGCGAGAUUGCAGAUGUUACUCGCGCUGUUGCUCAGGGUGAUUUAAGUCGAAAAAUCAACGUGCAUGCUCAAGGAGAGAUUUUAGAGCUACAAAAAACUAUCAACUCAAUGGUUGAUCAAUUGCGUACAUUCGCAUUUGAAGUCACGCGAGUGGCGCGUGAAACUGGUGUAGAGGGCAGACUAGGCGGGCAGGCCCGUAUCUCAGGAGUUGAAGGCAUUUGGAAAGAACUUACAGAUAACGUCAAUGCCAUGGCAUCGAAUUUAACAGACCAGGUGCGUAAUAUUGCCAAGGUUACUACAGCAGUUGCCCAAGGUGAUUUGUCUCAAAAAGUCUCGGCAUCAUGCAACGGUGAGAUUCUUGAUUUGAAAAUCACCAUCAAUCAAAUGGUGGACCGUCUGCAAACGUUUGCCACUGAAGUUACAACCCUGGCUCGUUCGGUAGGUACUGAGGGUCGGCUGGGUGGCCAGGCUAAAGUUGAGGAUGUCGAGGGUGCAUGGAAAGACGUUACUGAGAAUGUCAAUGUAAUGGCAUCAAAUCUCACUACUCAGGUGCGUGCUAUAGCUCAUGUCACUACUGCCGUCGCCGAAGGUGAUCUGUCGCAGAAAAUCGAUGUCCAUGCUCAAGGUGAAAUGCUGGCCCUAAAGUCUACAAUUAAUACAAUGGUUGACCGUCUACAGUUGUUCGCAUCUGAAGUCACUCGAGUCGCUAAAGAUGUCGGUAUCGAUGGAAAACUGGGUGUUCAAGCUCAAGUUUCCGAUGUCGACGGACUGUGGAAACAAAUUACCACUAACGUUAAUACCAUGGCUUCAAAUCUCACGACGCAAGUCCGCGCAUUUGCCCAAAUCACUGCUGCUGCAACAGACGGUGACUUUACUCGCUUUAUCACUGUUGAAGCGUCGGGUGAAAUGGGUGCUCUGAAAUCAAAAAUCAAUCAGAUGGUGUUCAACCUUCGUGAAAGUAUCCAGCGCAACACGGCUGCUCGUGAAGCUGCCGAGUUUGCUAAUCGCACCAAGUCCGAGUUCUUGGCCAACAUGUCACACGAAAUUCGCACACCAAUGAAUGGUAUUAUUGGUAUGACCCAACUAACCCUGGACACUGAACUCACCCAGUAUCAGCGUGAAAUGCUCUCUAUCGUUCACAAUCUGGCUAACUCUUUACUGACAAUUAUUGAUGAUAUUCUUGAUAUUUCCAAGAUCGAAGCCAACCGUAUGACAAUCGAAAAAAUUGCAUUCUCUUUACGGUCCACCGUGUUUGGUGCCUUGAAAACUUUGGCUGUCAAAGCAAACGAAAAGCCAUUGGUGCUUUUAUACAACGUUGACAACACAUUCCCUGAUAGCUUGAUUGGUGACUCGUUCCGCUUGCGCCAGGUAAUCUUAAAUUUGGUUGGCAACGCCAUAAAAUUCACCGAACGUGGUGAAGUGGUAUUGACGGUCCAGAAAGGAAACCCGCCAACCAACCAACAUGGUGAGAUGAUGAUCGAAUUCUGUGUAUCAGACACAGGCAUUGGUAUUAAGAGCGAUAAGCUCGACCUAAUUUUCGAUACAUUUUGUCAGGCCGAUGGCUCCACCACCCGUAAAUUCGGUGGUACCGGCUUGGGACUUUCGAUCUCCAAACGCUUAAUCAAUCUUAUGGGUGGUGACAUCUGGGUUAGAUCUACCUAUGGUCAAGGCUCGCAAUUCUUCUUUACUUUAGCUCUCAAGCCGACCACACCCGCCUGGGAACCUUUGCUCGAGACCUUGGCACCGUUCUGUGAUCACUAUGUGCUGUUUAUCAACACUGUUCAUUCCGAGUCUGAGGCAGAAGAUCUUAUGCACAGCCUUCAGAAACUCAAGUUACACUGUGUUGUGGUCAAUCAUGUCGACACCGAGUCACUUAACGUCGACAAUGCUAAGCAAAAGUACGAUACAAUUAUUGUUGAUACGUUGGAGGUGGCAGAGCAGCUGCGCCGCCUGAACUAUCUCAAAUACAUUCCUUUGGUACUUUUGAGCCCGCACAUCCCGCGGGUGAAUCUAAAGCUUUGUUUGGAUUUGGGUAUUUCUUCUUACGGUAACACGCCUUGCUCAGUAUAUGACCUUGCCACCACUGUUCGAUCUGCGUUGGAGAGUCGUGCAGCUCCACCCAACGAAGAUGGCUCGCAGAAGUACACGAUCCUGCUUGCUGAGGAUAACGUGGUGAACCAACAGCUCGCCGUGCGUAUUCUGCAGAACUUUGGUCACAACGUGGAAGUGGUUGAAAAUGGCCGUGAAGCAUUUGACGCUGUACGGAGAAAGCGGUACGACUUGGUGCUUAUGGAUGUUCAAAUGCCCGAAAUGGGUGGCUUUGAAGCUACGGCUCAUAUCCGAGAGUGGGAGCGUCGAAACGUUCGGGCGAGAACGCCUAUUGUAGCACUGACUGCCCACGCUAUGCUUGGUGACAGAGAGCGGUGCAUGCAGGCCCAGAUGGACGAGUAUCUUAGCAAGCCACUCAAGCCUGCCUUGUUGCUGCAGACCAUUCACAAGUGUGUCUACAACGUAAACCAGCUGCGCAAUUUAGCGUUGGGCCCCUCGGUGUCCAGCAAAUCAGCGGUGAUCCCAACAGAUACCGUCAACAGUGGUCUCGCCGACAGUUCGGCUACUGCCUCAGCAGCCACCAAUAUGGCGUGCCAGAUCACACCGCUGACCGACGUCAACGUCUCGAAACCAUCUCAGUCGUAA